CGGGGUUUGCACGACCAGCUCCGGCCUCAGUCCGUUCGCGACGCUCCCAUGGGUCUUCACUAGACCAAAAUCCGACCCCUGGGCAAUACGGCAUCAUCGAGGAAGAUCUUCGAGCUGGCGGCCCAGCGCUCGGCCAAGAGCCAUGCAUCACUGUACGGGAGAUUCCAUCCUCGCAUCAAUACUACAACGCAUUGCGGGGCCCUGAUGGGUACGAACUGCGCACGAGACUUGGCGACAUCUGCCGGGAAGCCCGCCUAUCCGUGCUCGACAUGCUGUUCUGUGGGCGUAGAUCAGAGUUUGGAUCCAAUAGGCGGCUCACUUUGACCCUGCUCAUCACCUCCAACCGCGGAGCCGACGUCACCAAAAGGGGAUGGGCCGAAGGGACAUCCUCACCGUCGGAUGCUUCCGCAUCGGACGAGAGGAUUCCCCGGAGCGAUGCCCCCCGACGGUCCUUAUUGGGGUAGCUCAUCAUUCCUCACGCAACUGGAGGCAGGCGAGGGAGGGUGUUGUCCAUGUGCUUGACUCUCGGGGCCUGGUUAACAGGGCGGUCGUCAUCCGCAAGGAUGCUAGGUCCCGGGCUAUGGCGGCAAACGAGCUCACGAGCGAGGUGGCUGGCCCAGCCAAUUGCCGGCCAGAUCCUCCUGCGGGCGAGGGCAUUUGUGCAUCUGCUCUACACGAGUCACGCGGUACCCUGGGAGGCUGGGUAGAACUCUACCACGAACCUGCAAAGACAUGGAAACCCUUCGCUCUGACCUGCGGUCACGUUAUUCUACCCUCGGAGGGAGCUGUGGCAGCAGCGGACGCAACCUUUAUACGGCAAUGGCUCCGGAAGGGCGUCUCCCCCAAGGACCCGGGCCGCACACGCCUUCUUGGCGUCGAUUGCCCGGCAUUUCGAGAGAUCACAGAGGGGAUCGAUAUGCGCGAUGACGUUAUACGUGAUGCCAGGAAUGAUUCCGCCUAG
Aspergillus calidoustus is the source of this 961-nucleotide messenger RNA. Lineage: Eukaryota; Fungi; Ascomycota; Eurotiomycetes; Eurotiales; Aspergillaceae. The record is from the annotation of a GenBank genome assembly.